Molecule: messenger RNA, 1098 nt
Organism: Fusarium coffeatum
Lineage: Eukaryota; Fungi; Ascomycota; Sordariomycetes; Hypocreales; Nectriaceae
Exons: 2
Coding region: 1-1098 (365 amino acids)
Biological process (GO): acyl-CoA metabolic process; fatty acid catabolic process
Cellular component (GO): peroxisomal matrix
Molecular function (GO): fatty acyl-CoA hydrolase activity
Source: RefSeq, a predicted model, not a curated record
AUGGCCGUGCCAAAAGAAUGGAAGCGGCUAUCCUUCCAAGAAGCCUUGGAACUACACCGGCUUCCAGACCCAACUUCCACAAUACAAGCCACUCAAAGGUUUAUGAGCCGUCAGCCGGCUUGGACUCCUGGCCAGGAGCUUCCAUGGGACGCUACAGGCAUUCCAAAGCCCAAAAUCACUAGAGGGGCUUAUGGAGCUGUCGUAUACACACAAGCGGCUCUCGCAGCGACUCGUGUGGUCGAACAAGAAGAUGAAAGUGAGAACAAGGAGAACAGAAGGGGCAUUCAUUCCAUUCAUGCAGUGUUCACCAACCCUGGACUUUCAGAUCGCCCAUUCAUCCUCGAUGUAUCAGAGAUUCAUUCAAGCCGUUCAUUCUCUACUCGCAUGGUUCAUGCUCGGCAGCCAAGUCAAUCCUCAACUAAUUUGUUGGGGCCAUUUCCUGUAUCAGAUUCCGAAGCGCCUCUUGCUAGCCCUUGCUUAACGAGCAUCAUCACUUUCAAACGACCAGUCCUGAGUAUCAACGAAGUCCAAGGAAUUCCGCCUCACGAGCGAUUCGGAGCAAUUCUUUCGUCAAGAAGGCCUGAUGAAUGGGACCCAUGUCCUCAAGCAGACGUCGACGCCUUGAAAGCCAAGUUUCCAAACGAAGGCCAUGGAGCAUUCCCUAUUCUGGACAUGUACAAAGUUGAUAUGUCCGCCUUCAACGCCGAUAGAUCAAUACCAGAGCGGAGAGAACUGAUAUACUAUCGUUUAUUAAAGCCUCUUCCCAGAGAAGAUGCUAAUGCACAUAUUCUAUGCCACGCAUUCGAAGCGGAUCGUAACAGUCUGUUCAUGCUCGGCAAUCAUCUUGGCUACGGCCACGAUCUAGGUAUUGCUGCAAGUCUGAGCUACUCAUUCUAUGUACAUGUCAACGCUGAAGACGCUGUUAUAGAAAGUGAUGGGUGGUGGAUACAAGAAGUCUCGUGGCCACGCUUCAGCGCUGGUAGAGGCGCAAUGGAGAGUUUGAUAUGGAGCCCGAGGGGUAAACAUGUCGCGACUGGCUACCAGGAUGGUAUUAUACUGCCGAUGACAACGAAGCCAGGUAGAGAAACGAAGUUGUAG